Molecule: messenger RNA, 1872 nt
Organism: Dichotomopilus funicola
Lineage: Eukaryota; Fungi; Ascomycota; Sordariomycetes; Sordariales; Chaetomiaceae
Product: inactive tetrahydrocannabinolic acid synthase
Exons: 3
Coding region: 1-1872 (623 amino acids)
Molecular function (GO): oxidoreductase activity; FAD binding
Source: RefSeq, a predicted model, not a curated record
AUGCACUACUCCAAGAUUCUCAUGUCCGCUGUCUUCCCAGGCAUCCAAGCCCUGGCCAUUAAUACACCUCCAGCUACUGCCCAGCAGCUCACAGCCCAAGACAUUUCCACCUUCCCCUCCGUUGCCUUCGGCAACACCCACGCCCCCUUCACCCUCCCAGCCUGCAAAACAUUCCCCGGCGACCCCUCCUGGCUCACCGACACCGACUGGUCCCGUCUCAACAAAACCCUCCAAGGCGCUCUUCUCCAGCCCCUCCCGCCCGCCUCAGUAUGCUACCGCAGUUCCCCCAACUUUAACGCCGACGCCUGCGCGUUUCUCCGCACCCAGGCAAGCCAGACGAGCUUUUACCUCGACGACCCGCUGUCCAUUCUCACGCAAUGGCCGCAGGGCAAUACCUGUCUGCUGUCUGCGAACCCCACGGGGAAUUGCACCCAGGGGGGGUUCCCGGUGUAUGUAGUCAAUGCUACGACGGUUAAGCAUGUCCAGGCGGCGGUCAACUUUGCUAGGAACAGGAAUAUCCGGCUGGUUAUCAAAAACACCGGCCACGAUUUUGUCGGCCGCAACGCCGGUGCCGGCUCCCUUAGCGUAUGGACGCACCAUCUCAAAGGUUUCGAGUUCUUGCCCGAAUACCACCAACCCGGGGGGAACUACUCCGGCCCGGCUGCCCACGUAGGCUCGGGUCUGCAAGGUUGGGAAGCCCUGCAAUAUGCCGCACAGUAUAAUGUCACCCUGGUAGCGGGCGGGUGUUUGACCGUGGGACUGUAUGGUGGUUGGAUGGCCGGGGGUGGGCACUCGCCGUUGAGUUCACGGUUUGGCUUGGGCGUGGAUCAGGUGCUGGCGCUGCGGGUGGUCACGGCUGAUGGAAGGUAUGAGACGGUCGAUCCGGAGACGAAUGGGGAUCUGUUUUUUGCGUUGCGAGGCGGAGGCGGAAGUACCUACGGCAUCGUAACCUCUGUCAUCGUCAAAGCACAUCCCCCCAUCUAUUUGACCCAGGCAAGCUUCAACAUCUCCCUCGGCAACACUACUUCCUCAACUCCGACUUCCAAUCCCACCAUCACCAACCCCGACACCUUCUGGGCCGCCUUCCACGCCGUCUACGCCUUCGCCCUCCCGACUGUCGAAGUCGGCGGUUUCAUCCUGACCAAUGGCAUUUCCCUCGGCAGUCCUGACCGCGUCCAGUUGCAAGCCAUAAUCGAACUCCCCGGCUUCACGCCAUCCCAAGCCACUGACUACCUGCAGCCUCUACAGGAAACCCUCACCUCUCUCGGAAUCCCCUUCAUCUUACCAACCCCCACCACCAUCCUGUACUCCGCCCAAACUGGCAGUCACGGCGUUAUGCCUGGAAACAUCUACUUCGCCUCUCGCUUGUUCCCCCGGUCGUCAUUUACCAACACCACGACAUUAUUCCCCGCUGUCAUACGCGCAGCCCGCGCGAUCAUCGCAGCCGGGUAUCGAUUCCACGGCCUGAACAUGGCGCCGACACUGCGUGCGGCUGGAUAUCCCUCCGUAGCACCCGCUGUGAACCCGCUGUGGCGGGAUAUCAUCAUGCACGCGGAUGUGUUUAGUCCCGUGAACAUGGGGACGGUGACACCGGCACAGGGCCGGGCCGAGCAGGAGAAGCUGAACGGGUACAUGGAUAUGUUGCGGGCGGCAACUCCGGGGGGUGGGGCGUAUUUGAAUGAGGCUGAUGUGCUGGAGCCCGGGUGGCAGGAGAGUUUCUUUGGGGGAAACUACGCCAGGUUGGUGGAAAUCAAGGAGGAGCGGGAUCCGUGGGGUGUGUUUUGGGCGCCGACAACGCCGGGGAGUGAGCGGUGGCAUAUGGUCGGAGCGGGAGAGUUACCGACGCAGAAUGGGCGGUUAUGUAGGGUCUAG